UUUCAUUUAGAUUACUCGAAUAAAUAUAAAUGAAUGAGGCCUUGUUUUAAAAUAAUUUUUUCAAUUAGCAACAAAUUUGUGAAUACUUUGGAAAUGUGUUUAUAUAUUAAUUAUGAUAGGUGUAAUUAGCAACUGAUUAUUAGGGUUAGAUUGUGUUGGUGUUUUGUAAUGGUGAAAUAAUAACAUAUCAAUUGAUAUAGGAGAAUUGGAUAAGAACGUCGAUAUUGAGAUUGAUUCCCUAAACAACAGUAAUCUAACAAAUUGAUUAUAAUUUGCAAUUAAAUGGAAAUGGUCGUAGGUUUUUUCUUUUACAAGUUGAUCAAAGAUAUGAAUAAAGAAUAUAGAUAUGGAAUCGACGUUGUAAUAGUAAUUGGACAUUCCAAUAGAGUUUAAAAUUAUAUUCUCAUAGCAGUUUUUUGUAAAUAAAUUUAUGUGGAAACAUUAUAAUGGUUAAUCAUUUGAAAACAAUCAUACUUUGGGAAUACAAUUAACUAUAAACAAAAUUAAAUCGUGUAUAAUCAUUGUAAUUGGAUGCAAGUGUUGCUUAAUUUAAUGAAAAUGAUAGUGUGAUGGCAGCAAAAGUAAAAUCACAUAUAAUUUUAUCAAAAAGAUUAAAUCAUUUAUGGACUAAGUAUUAGAGUAUAAAGGUUGAGUAGGAAUGUUUUAUGUAAUUCUUUAAGAAUAGAUUAAUUGUAUUAUCUAUAUAUGAAUUAUUUAUGUAUAAGAUGGAUGAGUAAUUUCAUUUUUAGAUUGAAAAAUAAAUAAUAUCAGGAUUGUUCAUAAAAGAACCAUAGCAAUGUUUGUUUAUGGGAUCAGUAAUAAUGUUUUUGUAGCCUUCUUUGGAGGUAGAAUGUUGGAAAUAUGAAAACAAUGUGUGGUUAAAGGAUAAGAACUAUUUUACCUAAAAAUUUGAAGCACAUUAGAUUAUGUAAUCGAAAGACAAUAAGAAGUUAUUUAUAUAUAGAAAGAAAUAUGGAGGAAUGGUAUUUGAGAAGAGAAAUGAAAUAAAAGAGAGAAAUAAGCAAUGAGUAUUUAG
Paramecium sonneborni is the source of this 1036-nucleotide messenger RNA. The record is from the annotation of a GenBank genome assembly. Lineage: Eukaryota; Ciliophora; Oligohymenophorea; Peniculida; Parameciidae.